Messenger RNA from Vombatus ursinus (common wombat), 1746 nucleotides. It is a transcript of the gene SYNGR2, whose product is annotated as synaptogyrin 2. The coding region runs from base 55 to 729 and encodes 224 amino acids. NCBI's taxonomy places the organism in Eukaryota, Metazoa, Chordata, Mammalia, Diprotodontia, Vombatidae. The record is from RefSeq and is a predicted model, not a curated record. The transcript is spliced from 4 exons. Gene Ontology annotation, cellular component: neuromuscular junction; synaptic vesicle membrane.
GUCUCUAGUUCGCGUUCCACGGGCGGCGGCGAAGGCGACGACGUCAACGUCAAAAUGGACAGCGGGGCCUAUGGGGCGGCCAAGGCCGGCGGCAGCUUCGACCUGCGGCGAUUCCUGCAGCAGCCGCAGGUCAUCGUUCGGGCUGUGUGCAUGUUAUUUGCUGUGAUCGUGUUCUCCUGCAUCAUUGGUGAAGGCUACGUUAAUUCACACCAGUCAGCUGACCUCCAGUGUGUCUUUAACCACAAUGAGGAUGCCUGCCGAUAUGGCACAGCCAUUGGGGUGCUUGCCUUCCUGGCUUCUGUCUUCUUCUUCGUGGUUGAUGUCUAUUUUCCCCAGAUUAGCAACGCCACUGACCGCAAGUACUUGGUCAUUGGUGACAUGAUCUUCUCAGCUUUCUGGACCUUCCUCUGGUUUGUUGGAUUUUGUUUUCUCACCAACCAGUGGGCAGCCACCAAGCCCAUAGACGUGUUGGUGGGGGCUGACUCAGCUCGGGCAGCAAUCUCCUUCAGCUUCUUCUCCAUCUUCUCCUGGGGUUUGCUGGCUGCCCUUGCCUACCAGAGAUACAAAGCUGGGGUAGAUGACUUCAUCCAGAACUACAUUGACCCUACCCCUGAUCCUGCUGCCCCCUAUGCCUCCUACCCAGGAGUUGCUGGAGACAAUUACCAACAACCACCCUUCACUCAGAAUGCAGAGACCACUGAGGGUUAUCAACCACCUCCUGUUUACUAAGUUAAGGCAGCAUGCAAAAGCACAGUGGGGGGGCAAAGGGAGGGGUGGGGUUGACUUAGUCUUCACCGUGAGGGAAGGGAAAGGGAGGAAGCCUUUGGACACCUUCACGAUGCCAUUCCCUUUCUCCUGUUUGUACUCCAUGCUUUUUCAAACCUGCCACAUAACUUGAGGUACUACUUCCUUCCUUUCAGGAGGGACUGAAGAAUCUGCCUUUGGACAGAGCAUUUUAAAAAGACAGUUUUGGAUAGAAGUGUUUUCUCACUGCUUUUCCCUUUUGCCUGGGACAGCUAUAGAAGUGGGAUAAUCCCUAUAAUGCUACUUACAGUGCCUUAUAUCUUCCCUUUCAUCCCAGGGGAGCAAAACUUGUGGUGAUUUCUGUGGUUCUGGCAGUGGCUGCUUAGAGUUCUCUGCCAGGGAUCGUUCAGGUCCUGCUGAGACAUUCUGUGGUGCUUGUGCAUGUGGGUGUGCAGGGUGUGUUUGUGUGCCUUCAUGCUUGUCCCUUCUCUUGCCAGUGGUGGGCUCUGAGGUGUAGUGAGUUCCCCACCUUGAUCCCUCCAACACAUACACACUCCUUUGCUCUCAGGUCUAUAAACCCUUUUAUCUGGGGCUAUUCUCUUGAUCUCUGCCCCAUUCCCACUCAAAGGAGAGAGUGAGGACCACCAGGGCAACCCCUUAUGGUUACUGCUGUUUUCUUUCUGCUGGUUCUCCUGUAUUCUAAGAUUGCUAAUCCACACUCAGUGCCAGGGUCUACCUGGGGGUUGGUGACAGCAGGGGCAACACUGCCUAGUCCUUGCUAUAGAAAUCCUGGUAGCUGGGAGUGGCUUUGCUUAACCUGCAAGGCCCUGCUUUUUGUAAAUAUUCUGCCAUUGCUAAAACAUGAAAUGUGAGGCAGAGCGAGAAACAUGCCUGCCUUGCAGCCCCUGGAUGGUUCUGAAUGUAUUAAAGUCAUCAGAAAAGAACAUCCAGAAGACUUUGCAUUUUAAGUUGGUUUGGAGAUGGAAUAAAGAAAUAUAUGUA